Messenger RNA from Anguilla anguilla (European eel), 1280 nucleotides. It is a transcript of the gene srd5a3, whose product is annotated as steroid 5 alpha-reductase 3. The record is from RefSeq and is a predicted model, not a curated record. Lineage: Eukaryota; Metazoa; Chordata; Actinopteri; Anguilliformes; Anguillidae. The transcript is spliced from 5 exons. Gene Ontology annotation, cellular component: endoplasmic reticulum. Gene Ontology annotation, molecular function: 3-oxo-5-alpha-steroid 4-dehydrogenase activity. The coding region runs from base 399 to 1109 and encodes 236 amino acids. Gene Ontology annotation, biological process: dolichol-linked oligosaccharide biosynthetic process; polyprenol catabolic process.
UUAUUUGCAGACCGGAACCCCAGUACUCAACACCAUGAUGCUCAUCGGAGAUGUUAAACAUUGACACUAUCAUGCUAUUUGUAGGAUUUAGUGCAGUUGACUUUACAUGGUUAUUAUUAUCGCUGAUUUUCUUACUCGCAUUUUCUUUACACGUGUUUCUUUUUCACUCUUCCGCCAAAUUUACACAAUCUCGUUCGUUUCAGCUGUUUCAGGAUCUGAUCAGAUACGGAAAAACCAAGAAUUCACAGCGUCCAGCCUAUGUGCGGGUUUUUGACGUUCCCAAAAGGUAACGUUCGACAUCUGAGGAACCAACUGUGGGAUUAGUCUGUUACUGCUCGCUUAAUGCACAUCCGACUGGGUGAAGUUGGUUCGUUCUCCUAUGGUUCUCUCAUUUUUACAUGGUUUCGGUCGUGUGGAACGGCUUGUUAAUCACGCUGUCCCUGCGAACUUCCCUCCUGGGAUCGGACCUACCGCUAUGGCUUAGCAACACGCUAGGAUUCCUGACCGACAGUUCCGCAGCGGCGUGGAAAGGAGUCCCGUUGUCUACUGCACUUGCGCAGAUGCUGCUCUGGGUGCACUCGGCCAGGAGGCUUCAGGAAUGCGCGCAGGUCAGUGUCUUCUCCGGAAGUGUCAUACACGCCGCGCAGUACGCCUUCGGUCUGGGGUACUACGUCCUGCUGGGCCUGACGGUUUUGUGCGUGGGCGGCCCGCACCUGCAGGAAGGGACGCCUGCAUCGCUGACCCAGCUCCAGUGGUGUCAUGCUGCUGGAAUCCUGCUCUUCCUUUGGGGCUCGCUGCACCAGCAUCGCUGUCUGCGGCUGCUGGCACACCUGCGCACCGGAGCUUCAGGUGAGGUUCAGACGCUGGAGCAUAAGGUUCCCUGUGGAGACUGGUUUGAGCUGGUGUCCUGCCCGCACUACUUUGCAGAGCUGGUGAUCUACGUGUCCCUCGCCAUCGUUACUGGCGGCCGUGUGCUCACCUGGUGGCUCGUGGUCCUGUACGUGCUCUUCAAUCAAGCCCUGGCUGCGCAGCUGUGUCACGAGUUUUAUCGCAGGAAGUUUGAACACUACCCUAAGCAGCGCAAGGCCUUCAUUCCAUUUCUGUUUUAGCUCCUCUGCACCGCCCAUAGCUUUGUGUGUGUGUAACCAUUCACUGUUUAAAAAAAUACAUUCAGGAAAUGUGUCUAUUGUGUCUAUAAUUUGAGAUGAUCCUGUCAAAUGAAAGUUUGUAAUGGCUGCAUAUGUUUAUUUUAAAAAUAAAAACCCAAACAACACCAAAGA